Molecule: messenger RNA, 714 nt
Organism: Toxorhynchites rutilus septentrionalis
Lineage: Eukaryota; Metazoa; Arthropoda; Insecta; Diptera; Culicidae
Exons: 2
Coding region: 1-714 (237 amino acids)
Source: RefSeq, a predicted model, not a curated record
AUGCCUACAAAUUACAAGCGCAAGAGUAACCGGCAGUCAUGGACCGCUCAGCAGUUGGAACGAGCCAUUAAGGCUGUAAAAAGUGGAUCGCCGGUGAAGACAGCAGCAAUAAGUUACGCAAUUCCAAGAUCCACACUGAUUCGCCAUCUCACAAGUCCAACUGUAUCAACUCGGCUAGGACCUCUUGAUUCCGUAUUCAAUUCUCAACAAGAAGAGGAGCUGGUACAACAUCUGUUGGAUUUGGAAAAGAGGUUCUAUGGAAUAACGAUGACUAAUGUUCGAAAGCUUGCUUUUGAUCUGGCCGAAAAAAAUGGAUUGCCACACCCGUUCAACAAGUCUACCAAGAUGGCUGGAAAAGCUUGUCUAAGCAAUUUUCUGAAACGAAAUCCCAAAUUGUCGUUCCAUAAACCUGAAGCUACCUCUGCCGCCCGAGCCAGAGGCUUCAAUAAGCCAGCAGUAACUGCGUUUUACGAUUUGCUGGAAGAAGCGCUGAAAGAUCCCAAAUUGAAACAAGAUCGAGUUUUGAGCGCCGAUGAGACUAGUGUUCCUCCGAAUAUGUCUAAGGAAGCGGCAUUGAAAGGCAAAAAACAGGUUGGUGGUAUUACAUCUGCGGAACGCGGAGAAACAGCUACGGCAGUAAUGUGCAUGCACGAAGCUUUGAAGAAAGGGGCAUCACGUGGAAGCAAAUUUGCCUGUAAUGCAUCGGUAACAUGA